Adineta ricciae is the source of this 2577-nucleotide messenger RNA. NCBI's taxonomy places the organism in Eukaryota, Metazoa, Rotifera, Eurotatoria, Adinetida, Adinetidae. The record is from the annotation of a GenBank genome assembly.
AUGAAACUUGCGAUUAUCAUUGGCAUAGUGCUAUUUGCUAUCAGCUUAACAGCGCACGUUCAUGGUCAAACAUGUCAUGGCAUUAGCCAGUAUGGCCAGUGCUCAUCAAAUCGGGGAUGUGGAUGUUUGCACUUUUCAUUGGCGGAUGAUGUCGGCAUCUGCGCUGUUCUCGGACUGAAUUGCACCCGAUUAAGUUCAUGCCAAUGGCCAGAUGAUACAUGCGAAAAAGCCGAUCACGUAUGUGUCCGCCAUCCUCAUUGUAAUUCGAAUCCUCUCUGCUACCCAUUACACAUGGUUAAUCAACGAUUAUGUCCAUCAUCAUCAUCAUCAUCAUCGAUAUCCCUCCCAACAACGACGACAACUACAACUACCAUGGCACCAAUAUCAGACUUCGUAGUUUCAUACUAUUCGAAUAUGUUGACUACCAACAGCGACAGAUUUCCUUAUUCACAUAAAUACUAUCAUCAAGUUCGCAUUGUCGUCUAUGCAUCUGGACUUUACAAUUUCACAAGCAUUAGCCAUCUGCAUACGUUUGCAUAUCUGUACAGAGGCGCUUUCGAUCCAUACAACACAUCUUUGAAUUUUAUCACUGAUGGCAAUUACAAUUACCAAACCAAUCAAUUCGAAUUAGCAGCUUUCCUGCGGGCUGGUUCAUCGUAUGUGCUUGUUUUUACCACAGAUACUGGAAAUACUACGGGAUAUUUUACUAUCGCUGCAUAUGGACCAAAUUAUCUUCAUUUUAUUUCAAUGAACAGCACACAAAACACAACAAUGACAUGGAAUAAUACAACAUCACAAAAUGCCGUGAUGUCAGAGUAUUCCAGCGCACUAAGGAGCGAUAGCGAGAAGUUCACCCGUUUUAUUCAGCACGGAUUCACAGCUGAUUACAAUUACACGAUGAACUACAGCUCAACGCCACUUCAUUACUACGAAGCAAUUCGAAUAACUGUUUAUACAUCAGGUUAUUAUCGUUUGACGAGUGCAAGUAGCUUCGAUUCCUAUGGACAUCUGUACACCUGGCAUUUUGAUCCAACCAAUCCGUCAAUGAAUUUAUAUCAUCAGGAUGAUGAUGCUGGCGGAAACAAUCAAUUCCAGAUAUCCGCUUAUCUGCAAGCUGGUGUCUCAUAUAUAUUGGUAUUCACAACGUAUGGUGAAGGUCAAAUGGGCUCGUUCCGAGUUGUAGCCACUGGUCCUAGUUAUGUCGGGUUCAUCUCAAUAGCAAUACCUACCACGCAAACAUCAACACGUCCAACAUUUACUUCUGCUGGCAUGGAAAAUGGUGUUAUAUCAGACUAUUCAAGUAUGUUAACGAGCAAUAGCGAGAAAUUCAGUCGUUUGGGUCAGUACGGAUUCACAGCUGAUUACAAUUACACGAUGAACUACAACUCAACGCCACUUCAUUACUACGAAGCAAUUCGAAUAACUGUUUAUACAUCAGGUUAUUAUCGUUUAACGAGUGCGAGUGACUUUGACUCUUAUGGAUAUCUGUAUACCUGGCAUUUUGAUCCAACCGAUCCGUCAAUGAAUUUAUAUCACCAAGAUGAUGAUGCUGGCGGAAACAGACAAUUUCAGAUAUCCGCUUAUCUGCGAGCUGGUGUCUCAUAUAUAUUGGUAUUUACAACGUAUGGUGAAGGUCAAAUGGGCUCGUUCAGAGUUGUAGCCACUGGUCCCAACUAUCUUCGUUUUAUCCAAACAAACAUCAAUAACGCGACUGUGACUACAUCAACUCCACCCAGAUCGAAUAUAAUUACUACAAACUAUUCAUAUGAGCUGACAUCUAGCAGUGAAAAGUACCCAGGAACAAACUCCUACUUCCAAGCAAUUCAGAUUUUGGUCAGUAAACCGGGAUUUUACAAUUUCUCGAGUGAAAGUCAUACGAGAAGCCGCUGGUGUCUCUACUGGAAAUCUUUCAUAUUAUCGAAUUUAACACAAAAUCGGAUGACAUGCGCAGAUGCAUACAAUGAUAGCAACUUCCAAGUUUCAGAUUACUUCUCGCCUGAAUAUUCGUACGUUCUAGUUUACACAGCGCUUGCCCCGAAUCGAACAGGACCAUUUUCGAUCGUGGUAACUGGCCCAGACUACGUUCAAUUCGUUCCGAUAUAUACUUCACAAACAACAACUAUGAUGCCGGCUAAUAUGGUUUUGGUCUAUUCAAGUGAAUUAACAUUGAGCAGUGAUAGAUACUCUCGUGCCGGGAGGACUGAUUACUUCACAGCAGGUUAUGGUGCUACAGCUGAUUAUAAUUCUUUGUCCAAUUUCUUUUACGAAGCUAUUCAAUUGACUAUAACAGCAACUGGAACUUACACGUUUAUAAGUCGAAGUUCCAUUGAUACUUUUGGUUACAUCUAUCGCGACCAUUUUGAACCAGAAAAUCCAGAUGCUAACAUUCAAGCAGAAGACGAUCAAAGCGGAGGAAGUGAUCAAUUUAAAAUGACAGCUUAUCUUUACGCCAAUCGUUUAUACGUAUUGGUUGUUACAACAUGGGUGGGUAAUACUAUUGGACCAUUCUCGAUUGUUGUCGAGGGUCAACAUCCAGUUGGUUUUAAUCGUCUAUAUUACUCGGUGAAUAAACAUUGA